ACCAAAAUUUCUCCAAAGUAUUUGCAUUCGCGGAUCAUCCAGAAUGUUUGGCGGAAAACCUGUUUUUCUCCUUAUUAUCUGUACCCUGGUAAUAAUUCAAGAUGAAAAACGCUGCUGGGUUACGGCCGCUGCACUUCCGAAUCCGCCCAUCCUGCUACUGGACCGAAUCGACCAGGCAUCUCUUCCCCGUGAUGGAGCUCCUUAUGACAGAAAUGAUGCGACAGACGUGACUAUCUUCAUUCUUGAUACUGGAGUCCUGUCUACUCACGAUGAGUUUACCAACGGCCGCGUUAGGUUUUAUAACGAUACCGUUACACCAAACUCGCCCAUUAUGGUGGACGUCAAUGGCCAUGGGACCCGCUGUGCGAGCGUAGCCGCCGGGGCCAACAUAGGAGUCGCUCGGGGCGCGACCGUAAAGAGCAUUCGGGUCGCUGGAUCCGAUGGCUUAGCCGCGGCUGACGACGUCCUCGAAGGGCUUGACAAUGUUCAACGUUGGUGGAACAGCAACCCGGGCUCUAAGUGUGUCGUCUCCUACUCACUGAUUUCCACGUCAUUUAGUACGACACUCAUCUAUGCUUUCGGGAACUUCAGCAAAAACACUGAUUGCGUGGUCGUCGUGGCAGCCGGAAACCAAGGUUCGCACUUCAGCGAGGCUAAUGCCUGUAACUACUCUCCGUCUGGAUCACCCAAUGUUAUCACGGUCGGAGGGUCGAGAGCCCGUCAAAAUGGCAUGUCCGACAGUCGUAUCGGAAUCUCCAAUUACGGUCCUUGUGUCGACAUCUACGCCCCAGCAAGAAAUAUCGAUCUCGCUGCCCCUUCCGGUAGCAGUAAUUCCAACUACCUGAGAUCAUCCGGCACCUCCUUUGCAACACCUGCGGUGGCAGGUGCUGCGGCCAUGAUUCUGUCCACCACUAGCCUGACACCUACUGGGAGGAAGUCAAUGACUGAUCUCGUCCUGGACAUCCUUGUUGCGACAAGUUCCAAGGACAAGAUGACGCAUCUUCCAGCGAGCAACGCCGCGUUUUUACCUUCCAAUAACCGCCUUCUAAACGUUGCCAGUGAUACUUACUACGCAUAAACCCCGGUGGGCGUGAUUGUUAAUGAUAAUGCAACGUGGUGAUUGACAUUGUUAAUAUUAUUGUCAUUUCCGCUGACAUUGUCAUUGUCAACAUUUAGUGAUGAUUGUAAUUGUUAUUGUCA
Messenger RNA from Strongylocentrotus purpuratus (purple sea urchin), 1200 nucleotides. RefSeq names its product extracellular serine proteinase-like. The coding region runs from base 44 to 1078 and encodes 344 amino acids. Lineage: Eukaryota; Metazoa; Echinodermata; Echinoidea; Camarodonta; Strongylocentrotidae. Gene Ontology annotation, molecular function: serine-type endopeptidase activity. Gene Ontology annotation, biological process: proteolysis. The transcript is spliced from 7 exons. The record is from RefSeq and is a predicted model, not a curated record.